Moesziomyces antarcticus is the source of this 1257-nucleotide messenger RNA. Its product is annotated as endopeptidase. NCBI's taxonomy places the organism in Eukaryota, Fungi, Basidiomycota, Ustilaginomycetes, Ustilaginales, Ustilaginaceae. The transcript has a single exon. Bases 1 to 1257 code for a protein of 418 amino acids. Gene Ontology annotation, cellular component: fungal-type vacuole. The record is from RefSeq and is a predicted model, not a curated record. Gene Ontology annotation, biological process: proteolysis. Gene Ontology annotation, molecular function: aspartic-type endopeptidase activity.
AUGAAGCUCAAUCUCUCGCUCACGUUUGUCGCCGCACUCGCCACCGCCUUUGCCGGCGUCGAGGCGGGCGUGCACAAGGCCAAGCUGCAGAAGGUGACGCCCUCGCGCGAGCUCACCCUCGAGGGCCUCGCCGCCCAGGCCGAGGUGCUCCAGCUCAAGUACGGCGGCGGUGCCUCCAAGAAGCAGGCGCCCUUCGCCGCCAACCCGGAGCACGACUUUAGCAUCCAGCCCAUCGCGCCCAAGGACUCGGCCUCGGCGUGGUAUGCCGAAGCCAAGAAGGGCCACGGCGUGCCCCUCACCGACUUCCUCAACGCCCAGUACUUUUGCGACAUCUCGCUCGGCACCCCCGCCCAGGAGUUCAAGGUGAUCCUCGACACCGGCUCCUCCAACCUCUGGGUGCCCUCCACCAAGUGCUCCUCCAUCGCCUGCUUCCUCCACAAGAAGUACGACAGCUCCGCCUCGUCCAGCUACAAGAAGAACGGCACCGAGUUCAAGAUCCAGUACGGCUCCGGUUCCAUGGAGGGCAUCGUCUCGAACGACGUGCUCAAGAUCGGCGACCUCACCAUCAAGGGUCAGGACUUCGCCGAGGCCACCAGCGAGCCUGGCCUGGCGUUCGCCUUUGGCAAGUUUGACGGCAUCCUGGGCCUGGCGUACGACACGAUCUCGGUCAACGGCAUCGUACCGCCCAUGUACCAGAUGAUCGACCAGGGCCUGCUUGAUGCGCCCCAGGUGUCGUUCUACCUCGGCUCCUCGGAGGCCGACGGCGGCGAGGCGGUGUUUGGCGGCAUCGACGACUCGCACUACACGGGCAAGAUCCACUGGGCGCCCGUCAAGCGCAAGGGCUACUGGGAGGUGGCGCUGGACAAGCUCGCGCUCGGAGAUGAGGAGCUCGAGCUCGACAACGGCUCGGCCGCCAUCGACACGGGCACCUCGCUCAUCGCCAUGGCCACCGACACCGCCGAGAUCCUCAACGCCGAGAUCGGCGCCACCAAGUCGUGGAACGGCCAGUACUCGGUGGACUGCGAAAAGGUCAAGGACCUGCCGCCGCUCACGUUCUACAUUGACGGCAAGCCGUUCAAGCUCGAGGGCAAGGACUAUGUGCUCGAGGUGCAGGGCUCGUGCAUCUCGAGCUUCUCGGGCAUCAACUUGCCCGGCCCGCUCGCCGAUAUGCUGAUUGUCGGCGACGUCUUCCUCAGGAAGUACUACUCGGUGUAUGAUCUCGGCAGGAACGCUGUUGGUCUCGCCGAGGCCAAGUGA